CUUGCUGCAUCUUCCAUUCCGAUCUCCCCCUAGAAGAAGAGUUCUCCUUCCGUACACGACGAAUACCAUCGCCGGAGAUCGGAACUCGCCGGAGAUCAACUCGCCGCCGUUACUUGCUCUAACUUCAUGAUCAAGCCAGGGAUGUAUGAUAAUCUAGGGGCUCAGCCUGGGGUUUCCAGACCACCAAAUAAUCAGCAGCCUCAUAUUCCUGAUGCAUUUGGAACUGCUUUCUACGGUGCUGGUUCUGGUCUUAUAAGAAGUGGUUUAGGCGCAUAUGGAGAGAAAUUCUUGGGAUCAAGCUCAGAGUAUGUGCAAAGCAAUAUUAGUAGGUAUUUCUCUGAUCCACAAUACUAUUUCCAAGUGAACGAUCACUAUGUGAGGAACAAAUUGAAGGUUGUUCUGUUUCCAUUUCUACACAGGGGCCAUUGGACCAGGAUAUCAGAGCCAGUGGGUGGUAGGUUGUCCUAUAAACCACCAAUACAUGACAUAAAUGCACCAGACUUGUACAUUCCAUUCAUGGUUUUUGGCACCUAUAUUGUGCUUGCUGGUUUCUCCUUAGGCCUGUAUGGCAAGUUUACCCCAGAAGUUCUAAAUUGGUUAUUCAUAAAGGGUCUGGUGGGUUGGGGUUUACAGUUCCUUCUGCUGAAAAUGUCGCUGAUAUCACUUGGAAGUGGGGAGGCGCCAUUUCUGGACAUAGUUGCUUAUGCAGGUUAUAUGUUUGCUGGGGUAUGUUUGGCUAUACUGGGAAGGAUUGUAUGGAGUUACUCUUACUACUUUUUGAUGCCUUGGACAUGCAUAUGUAUGGGUGUAUUCUUGGUGAAGACAAUGAAGAGAGUUUCUGAGGUUAGGAGUCAUGACUCUAGCAAACAACAUUACCUUCUUCUUUUCAUCGCUUUGGCUCAGUUCCCACUUUUCCUAUGGCUCGGUAAUGUUGGCGUCCAUUGGCUUUUCUAGAUAAGUUUUUAUUGUUCCUUGUUAUGAAAGUGUGAUUACUAUCUAGAUUCAGUGGCCAAUAAAUUUCUCAAUAUGUGUUGGACUAAUUUCAGUUUUCAAAUGAGAACUCUUGUUUGUUUAA
This is a messenger RNA of Impatiens glandulifera, 1075 nucleotides long. Its product is annotated as protein YIF1B-A-like. Gene Ontology annotation, cellular component: endoplasmic reticulum-Golgi intermediate compartment; endoplasmic reticulum membrane; Golgi membrane. The record is from RefSeq and is a predicted model, not a curated record. Gene Ontology annotation, biological process: endoplasmic reticulum to Golgi vesicle-mediated transport. The coding region runs from base 127 to 954 and encodes 275 amino acids. The transcript is spliced from 5 exons. Lineage: Eukaryota; Viridiplantae; Streptophyta; Magnoliopsida; Ericales; Balsaminaceae.